AUGGGAGGACUCAACCAAGACACUUGGAAGCAGCCGCCCGCGUCUCUCAGCGUGGAAUGGCCCACCAAGAGCACCUUCAAGGACGGCCCAAGCCUCGAAGAGCAGAAGGCCCGAAUGAGAGAGACCCGAACAAAGGUCUCCAACGCGAUCGCUGCGUCUGGAUUCGCUGUCCCUCGGUGGCCCGAGAUCGGACAGCAGGUCAAAUGGAACCCUCCCAAGACAUCGCUUGGUGAUGGACUAACCAACUUGACUUCUCAUCGAGAUGAGCAAAGCUCGUCUGCCGCGAACCGUAUCCCUCGACGAUACCAAUCCUCAACCACAGACGGAGGCACUCGCUCCCCAAUUCGAUCUGCACCAAGCGAAGAGGCCCGAUCGUCAAUCGACCAGCACGACUCGCCUCUUUUGCAACUCAUCGGUCGCCGACGAGACAGGUUGCGGCAAUUAGAAACCACCACUCAAGACAACACACUAACCGCACAAGACGACAUCGGCAUCCGUGGCUACAUCGAUCCUUCGAUCUUCAAUCCUCGAAUCAACGUUGUAGAGCUGCCUGACAACACAUUCCUGCGCCCUCCGCCAGCAGCCCCGCGCGCCAUGCUGGAAAACAUGUCAUCUCAAGAUCGCCCACUGCGGUUUGGUAGGCCACGCCGACACUCUGAGGCGACUGAAACAAGUUUCGACUCUGUCAACACUCGUCGGGCGCGUGGCUACUCCUCUGCGACCAGCGACACUCAUCACAGCUUCGAGCCCAUUCUUCUGGAUUGUGGCGACGAACAUGAUUCCACCGGUGCCUAUGACCGCCCCGAGAUUAAUAUCGCCGACAGCAGCGUUAACACCGCGAACCGGGAACGAGCACAAUCUUCAGCUACUUUCAAGGUUGAGUCUCGUCACAUUCUUGAUACUCCACGGGUCAUCGGUCCCCCUCCAGGUUUCGAGCCUCACAAGACCAUCCAGCAAGGCACCACACCACGGCCGGGCUUUGGCGUGUUUUACUCAGAGCCAGAUCACAUGAACGGCAGCUGGAGUCAAUCUCGCAUCUGGGUCAGUGAAGAGGAGCGCCUGAGGCUCAACUUCGCCCGCAUGCAAGAGAAGGCACACCACCUCGGCUGGGAUAAGUCUCCCUUCCUCCCGGAGACUGUCGGUGAGUACGCCGAUCUGCUGGCUGAGAAGAAAGCUGCAGAAGCUGAACGAAUUCGCAAGAAGAUCCAGCAGAACGAGAGGGCGGCGCGAACCCGUCUGAACGAGGAGGCGAUGGUGAGUCACCGGUCUCAGCUCAUCAAUGCCAAUUGCCUAUUCUUUGGCGAAGCACUAAUCGACGAAUUUGUGCAGACGGCGCCACCGCAGCAGCAGCAGAUCGAGCUAUUUAAGGGCAACAGGGCGAGGGAUGGACUGUCGUCGGUACUGGCAAUGGAAAGCUGCUUCAACGAGAUCCCUGCCGACGCUCCCGAGUCCGAACGAGUCGACUGGCCGCCUGACGCAGAGUUUCGGAGCUGGAAGGGCUCUCGACCUCGACCUCCGCCUGGUUUUGCGAGACGGCGAAGCAGCUUGCACCGCGGGGCUUGGCCUUUCCCUCGCACCAAUGUCCCUUACCGACCGCAGGAUUCCUUUCCCAACAACGACAUUCCUUAUAGCCAGAGGAGAAUAAUACUCGUUCCUCGCUGGGACUGGAUGCCAAAGUUUGCGAAGACACUCCCUGACGAGUCUCAUAUUUCGGCCUCGGAGCCAUUCUUGACUGACAUCAGCAUGUUACUCCCGUCAGAUCUUUUUCUAUGA
Diaporthe citri is the source of this 1773-nucleotide messenger RNA. RefSeq lists its product as uncharacterized. Lineage: Eukaryota; Fungi; Ascomycota; Sordariomycetes; Diaporthales; Diaporthaceae. Bases 1 to 1773 code for a protein of 590 amino acids. The record is from RefSeq and is a predicted model, not a curated record. The transcript has a single exon.